AUGGCUUUGAGUUUCACACACCAACCCACGAUCAAAACCAUUCUCCAAACUCCAUCUUCUUCCUCCAUCCCCUCUUCGCCUCACUCCCUCCCCUUCCAUGAAACCCGAAAAUUACGGCAAUCACUAUCCAUCCGUGCCUCGGCACCGGUGGCUGCUCCGUCCGAGGUUUCCGCAAAGGUGUCUAGGGAGUACACUGUCAAGUCAGUGAAGGCGAGACAGAUCGUUGAUAGUAGAGGGAAUCCGACAGUGGAGGUUGAUCUGGUGACUGAUCAGCUUUACCGAUCGGGUGUACCCAGUGGGGCUUCUACCGGAAUUUACGAGGCUUUGGAGCUUAGAGAUGGAGAUAAAAGUGUUUAUGGUGGGAAAGGUGUUCUUAAUGCUGUCAGGAAUAUUAAUGACAUUUUGGCUCCAAAGCUUCUUGGUGUCGAUGUUAGGAAUCAAGCCGAUGUGGAUGCUAUUAUGCUGGAAAUUGAUGGAACUCCUAACAAGUCAAAGCUUGGUGCUAAUGCAAUAUUGGGAGUUUCACUGAGUGUGUGUAGAGCUGGCGCUGGAGCCAAAGGAGUGCCGUUGUACAGACAUAUACAAGAGAUUUCAGGAACAAAGGAACUUGUCAUGCCUGUACCAGCUUUUAAUGUUAUUAAUGGGGGCAGCCAUGCCGGUAAUAAUCUUGCUAUGCAAGAGUUUAUGAUUCUACCCGUUGGAGCUUCUUCAUUUGCUGAGGCGCUUCGUAUGGGCAGUGAAGUAUAUCAAGUAUUAAAGGGCAUAAUCAAGGCAAAAUAUGGACAAGAUGCUUGUAACGUUGGUGAUGAAGGAGGAUUUGCUCCCAAUGUUCAGGAUAAUAGAGAGGGACUUGUUUUACUAAUAGAUGCCAUUGAGAAGGCUGGUUAUACCGGAAAGAUUAAAAUAGGUAUGGAUGUAGCAGCUUCAGAAUUUUACACUAAGGACAAGAAAUAUGAUUUAAACUUCAAGAAACAGCCAAAUGAUGGAACUCAUGUUCACUCUGCUGAGAGUCUUGGUCAACUUUAUCAAGACUUCGUGAAAGAGUUUCCCAUUGUGUCAAUUGAGGAUCCUUUUGAUCAAGAUGAUUGGAGUUCAUGGGCCUCACUACUCUCUUCAGUUGAUAUUCAACUUGUAGGAGAUGAUUUGUUAGUUACAAAUCCAAAGAGAAUAGCUGAAGCUAUUCAAAAGAAGGCUUGCAAUGGUUUAUUACUAAAGGUUAACCAGAUUGGCACAGUGACUGAAUCUAUUCAGGCUGCACUUGACUCAAAGGCUGCAGGUUGGGGCGUCAUGGUAAGUCAUCGGAGUGGUGAGACUGAGGAUAACUUCAUUGCUGAUCUUUCUGUUGGAUUGGCCAGUGGACAGAUAAAGACUGGUGCUCCAUGCAGAAGCGAACGGUUGGCAAAGUAUAACCAGCUUCUUCGGAUUGAAGAGGAACUUGGAACUGUGCGUUAUGCUGGUGAAGCUUUCAGAUCACCCUAG
Vicia faba (fava bean) is the source of this 1479-nucleotide messenger RNA. Lineage: Eukaryota; Viridiplantae; Streptophyta; Magnoliopsida; Fabales; Fabaceae. The record is from the annotation of a GenBank genome assembly.